CCCCCUGAGCGCGCGCGCAUGCGCGGCGUUGCCGGUGACGUCACCACGCAGGGCGGCGGGCGCGGGGUGAGAGGUCGCGGGCAGACAGACAGACGCAGGGACGCCCAUGAUUCCCAUAUGUCCGAUAGUCUCGUUCGCUUACGUGCCCGGCCGGUUGGGCGAAGACGCCAAGAUGGCGGCGAGUAACUACUACGGCUUCGCGCAUGGCGGCGCCCAGUACAGUGCUCAGCCUGCCACUGGCAUUGCAUAUUCCCACCCAUCCACGCCGGCCACUUACACCGUACAGCAAGCUCCACCAACGGCCCACACAGUCACUGCAGCUUAUGCUCCUGUGCCUGCCACACAAGCAGUGAGACCAGUGACCUCGGCAGCAUAUGGAAGCUAUCCAACAGCACAUUCUGUGGCAGACUACAGCUAUGGGCAGAGGCAACCGGAAGCUGCACCACAACAAACACCGGCUGCAACACAAAACUACCAGCAGUACUACGCACAAGGAGGAAAUUCGGACAAGACAGAGUGGGGUUGGAUGACAGACUUGAUCUAUGGUUCACCUAAGGACAGUUACAGUUACGCACGCUCCACAGCGACAGCACCGAGCUACGAUAAACAAUAUUAUCAGCAACCUGUCUCAGCUGCUGCUCAACCCCAGCACACGGCCACUGAUUCUUACUAUCAGACAACUCCAAAAACCAGUUUCAGCCAGACCACAACACCGUAUACACAAACGCAACAGUCGAGGCAAGUUACUGCAAUAAAGCCAGCGCCUGCUCCAAUCCCAGUUACAACCAGCUACACAGUGUAUCCCGUGGUGACAACAGUGCAACCCAGCGUGCAGCCCACUGCAGCAGUGGCCACCGCUGCUGUAUCUUACACACAGACACCCUCGUACAACACUACACCCGUUAGCUAUUCAGGGUCAAGUUACUCUGGUUAUGAAGCUGCUGUCUACCCUGCCGUUACAUCAUAUUAUCAGCAACCACAGAAGCCCCCUGCCACCAUCUGGACAACCACUGGUACCGGGACUACCAGUGCGAACACAGGAAGCACUUUCAUCAAAAAACCUGCCUUCCAGAACAAGCAACAAAAACCAAAACCACCACCUAAACAACCACAGCUGCAUUAUUGUGAUGUCUGUAAAAUUAGCUGUGCUGGUCCACAGACUUACAGAGAACAUUUGGAAGGCCAGAAGCACAAGAAGAAAGAAGCGGCAUUAAAGGGUGGCAGUCAGGCGACCAGUGGACCACGGGGUGCUCAAGGCCAGUUGCGGUGUGAGCUGUGUGACGUGUCCUGUACUGGGGCAGAUGCCUAUGCUGCACACAUACGAGGUGCCAAGCACCAAAAGGUUGUUAAAUUGCACACCAAAUUGGGCAAGCCAAUUCCCUCUACAGAGCCGGUGGUAGUGAAUUCAACAUCAACUGCUGUGAAUAAAACAGUGAGCAAUGCUGCUACCACCACACCCCCAGUACCAGCAGCCAGCCAAAUACCUCCAAAGCCAGCUGUUGCCUUCAGUAACAGUACAAGCAAGCCACCUACAGUAGCUGUGAAGAAACCGGUAACGCCCAAAAUAACAUUUGUUGGAGGAAGCAAAUUGCAGUCGAUGGGGAACAAAGUAGAAGAUAUUAAAGUCCCAAAUGCAAAGCCAGAGUCCCAGAUGCAGGAAUUCAAGAGUGACCAGAUGGCAGCAACAGUACCAGCUUCCACUAUCCCAGCGCAGCUUCAGAAUGACGUACAGCCAGUAGGACACGACUAUGUAGAAGAGGUCCGUAAUGAUGAAGGAAAAGUGAUCAGAUUUCAUUGCAAGCUUUGUGAAUGUAGCUUCAAUGAUCCUAAUGCAAAAGAUAUGCAUUUGAAAGGUCGCAGGCAUAGGUUGCAGUAUAAGAAAAAAGUGAAUCCAGACCUUCAGGUUGAAAUCAAACCAAGUAUCCGGGCUAGGAAAAUCCACGAGGAGAAGAUGAGAAAGCAAAUGCAGAAGGAGGAAUACUGGAGAAGGAGAGAAGAGGAAGAACGUUGGCGAAUGGAAAUGAGACGUUACGAAGAAGAGCUGUAUUGGAGGAGGGUGGAGGAAGAACACAUUUAUUGGGAAGAGCAGCGUCGCAGGUUAGCGCCAGACUGGCAUCCGCCACCACUCAUGGGACGAUUGGGCAUGCCGCAAGCACCUGCACCCAUGCCACCUCGUCGUCCGGAUUCCUCAGACGAUCGUUACAUCAUGGCCAAACACGCUAACAUAUAUCCCACAGAGGAAGAACUGCAGGCCGUGCAACGGAUCGUAUCUCAAACAGAGCGCGCUCUCAAACUGGUGUCUGAUGUUAUUUCUGAACAGGAAGGCCUUAAAGAGGGAGAGAAUAAGGAGAAGGGAAAAACUGACCUUGGAGCACGUGUGUUGAAAGGAGUCAUGCGUGUUGGCGUGUUGGCAAAAGGACUGCUUCUGCGUGGAGAUCGGAAUGUUAAUCUUAUCCUGCUCUCUGCCCACAAACCCACAAAAUCCCUACUGGAGAAAAUUUCAGGCAACCUGCCUAAACAGCUCAUGACCAUAACAGAAGAAUUGUAUGAAUUGAAAACCUGCCCAGAGGAAUCGUGCAUCGUCCUUUCUACGAAUAAAGAGCCCAAGAUGCAGGUCAAAAUUUCGCUGACCUCUCCUGUAAUGCGAGAUGAUGUUGUGAAAGACAUGGAUGCAACACCUGACCCGAUGCAGGAUCCAUCAGAUGUAUUGAACAAACAAAAAUGCCUGGAGAGUCUAGCUGCCCUUCGACACGCCAAGUGGUUCCAGGCGAGGGCUAAUGGCUUGCAAUCCUGUGUGAUCAUCAUACGAAUACUCCGAGACUUGUGCCAGCGUGUCCCAACUUGGGGAGCCCUACCUGACUGGGCUAUGGAGCUGCUUGUGGAGAAAGCCAUUAGCAGUUCUUCAGGCCCAUUGAGUCCUGGUGAUGCAAUGCGGAGGGUAUUGGAAUCUAUUGCCUCUGGAGUUCUUCUUCCAGAUGGCCCUGGACUUCUAGAUCCCUGUGAAAAAGAUCAGUCCGAUGCCCUGUCUUACAUGAGCCACCAGCAAAGAGAGGACAUUACAGCCAGUGCACAACACGCCUUGAGGUUGCUCGCAUUCAGGCAGAUUCACAAAGUUCUUGGGAUGGACCCGCUUCCCCAGCCCAAACCACGGUUCAACAUGAGGAACCGCAAGCGGAGACGGGAUACCAGUGAAACAGCAGAGGGGGAAGGCGAUGGGAAGAAGGACAAAAAGGACAGUGACGCGGGUGACGUCUAGAACUGCUCUGUCAUUCUGAGUUUUCAAGAUUGCAAUUUUUUUUAUAUGUUGCUGUUUAGUCUGAGACAUUUGCAAUUUUAGUGUUUUACUUGAAUAACAAUGUACUGUAGAUUUGUUUUAAACUGCUUAUUGAAUAAUAAAUUGCAUCAUUCCAUGAGGAUCACGUUGCCUAUGGCAACAGCUCUCUUUCUCUUUCCUCACUCCCUCUCUUCCUACCCCACUCUCGACAAAAUUAAACCUUUGGCCAGUUAGUCGACCUGGUCUGGAAACCCACCUUUCCAUAAUUUCAAAAACCAAAGUUGACUCCAUGCUUCUCUGAAUCAGAUGAGGCUGCUUCCUUCUCAUGAAUUAGUUGAAUAGCCGAGAUGUUUUAAACGCAUUGAUAUGAAAGAUGGAGUGUCUUUAUUGGCAGAUGUCAACAUUGAAAUGCAAGUGUUCCUUCCCCAUUGUGUGUCAGGAGCUGCUAAAUGAAGCUUAUUGAAAGUACCCUAUGCUUUAUCCAUCGCUAUCUUCUACAAGAGCACUUUUUAAGCACAUGGGCUUUGUUUAAAUAGUUGUGCAAACUUACUGAUUGGAUGUGGCUGGUGUUCAUUAAAUGUGUGGCACAGUAACAAGCUAGAAAAUCCGAAGCUGUCCACAGCUGGGAAAAACCAUUAUGUACACUACAUUGCUGUUUUACUGACACGCUGACGUCCAUUUAGCCAAAACCAGAGAGGUAGGUUUACAACUUCAGAAAUAUGUUUCAGGCAAGAUUGGUUUGACUGGCUUAACGUGGCUCUUCUGCUUGGUUUGAAGAUAUCUUUUGCUAUUUAUUGAUGCCAGAAUCAGGUAUUUUCCUCCUAGGUUCGUUCACUUUUAGCAAAUCCCAACUACUCGGCCUGAUAUCUGGUUAGAUACUGAAGUGUUUUUGUAGCUCUAUUUGAAAACAAAAGAGAAUUCUUAUAAUUCUCAACCUUUUUUUGCAUGUAUCUUUUCCAGCAGUGUUUAUCAUCUGUGUGUCUGCAAAAAUACCCUUUUAAGCUUCAGCCCUCUUUUCGAUUUUUGGAAGAGUUUCAAUAGUCUAUUCAUUUUUUUUCUCCAGCAUUGGUAAUUCAAACGAUUAUUUUUUUUUUUAAACAUUCUUAAAAUGUUUAUUAUCCAGCAGAACCCACAAGUGAUUCCUUAAUUCAAAACUAUUUACUAAUCUGGUUUUUAGUUAAACAAUGAAACUGGAAAAUCCACUAAUUGGAGGGGUUCAAUGUGAAUUGGGUUGUCGGACAGGGCAGGGAUCAAACAUCUGGUUGUAUGUGGUUAUCUACAGGUUGGUGCAGUGAGACUGGGAGUGGGGAAGGUGAAUCUUUUUAAACUAAUCUUCAGCUCAUGUUAUCAAAGGCCAUGUCUGCCUUGUGACACCUAUCACCCUUUCGAAUAUAUCUUCCCAGCAGUUGGUUAGGUGCUCAAUUGUCCUGACACUGUGGAUAUCAUGACUCAAGACAGCUUGUGCACCAAAAUUGCUUGGCACUCAUAACUAUAAAAUCUCUUGUGCAUAAAAUGUACAGUUUAACUGGUUACACUAUUAACAUUUGUAUAGGUAGGAAAUGCCUCCCACUGUAAGUGUACCUGACUCAGUUUUACCUAUGGAAGUGUUAUUUCUAUUGAAAUGUGGCUUUGUCCUCAGCUCUGUGGUAUUUAAAAAAACAAGUGUAUUCAAUUUUUUUGUUGGCUAUGUAUUACAUUACUGAAAUAGUGUAAAAGUGCUAAUGAGAAGGAGCAGUGUAGAGGAUCUCUGUACUUGGAUCCUUUUUAUGUUUGGACGUAGCUAUUCAAACAAUGCAACUAUGAAGAUAACUGGGAAAUAAAAUCCUUAUCCAAUGAC
Leucoraja erinaceus (little skate) is the source of this 5111-nucleotide messenger RNA. RefSeq names its product zinc finger RNA-binding protein-like. Lineage: Eukaryota; Metazoa; Chordata; Chondrichthyes; Rajiformes; Rajidae. Gene Ontology annotation, molecular function: single-stranded RNA binding; zinc ion binding; double-stranded RNA binding. Gene Ontology annotation, cellular component: precatalytic spliceosome. The record is from RefSeq and is a predicted model, not a curated record. Bases 107 to 3256 code for a protein of 1049 amino acids. The transcript has 21 exons.